CCGCCGGCUUCACCCCCACGCCUUGCCCCCCAGGGCUGCGGGGAACCACUGAGGGGUCCCAGAGGGGCAGUGGCGGGGUCGGAUUUCUGCUCUGGAGGCACCCCUCUGGCCUUGGGAAGACGGGCCUGGAGUGAGAGAGUCUAAGCUCCCUGAGGACAAGGCCUUGUCUGUCUUGGUUGUGGACCUGUUGCCAGUGCCUGGCGACACAUAGCAGAGACCCGGGGACACCUGUUAAUUGAGAAAACUCACUGGCCCCAGGGAAGCAGGCUUGCUGACAGCUGUCAGGUGGCAGAUGGAGAUGGAUGAUAUUAACCGUGUUCCUGAGCAACAAUGAACAGAUUUUAACAGAAGUUCCUGUAACACCAGAAACAACAUGCCGAGAUGUUGUAGAAUUUUGCAAGGAACCUGGAGAAGGCAGUUGCCAUUUAGCUGAAGUGUGGAGGGGAAAUGAGCGCCCUAUACCCUUUGAUCAUAUGAUGUAUGAGCACCUUCACAAGUGGGGACCACGAAGGGAAGAAGUGAAAUUUUUCCUUCGACAUGAGGAUUCCCCAACUGAGAGCAGUGAACAAGGUGGCCGUCAGACCCAAGAGCAGCGACCUCAGAGAAAUAUAGUAAAUGUACCUGGAGAAAAACGCGCUGAAAAUGGGGUUGGGAAUCCACGUGUGGAACUCACCCUCUCAGAACUCCAAGAUAUGGCAGCCAGGCAACAGCAGCAAAUUGAAAAUCAGCAGCAAAUGUUGGUUGCCAAGGAACAGCGUUUACACUUUCUGAAGCAACAGGAGCGCCGCCAGCAGCAGUCUAUUUCUGAAAAUGAGAAACUUCAAAAAUUGAAAGAGCGUGUCGAAGCCCAGGAAAAUAAGCUAAAGAAGAUCCGUGCCAUGAGAGGACAAGUAGACUACAGCAAGAUUAUGAACGGCAACCUGUCUGCUGAAAUAGAAAGGUUUAGUGCCAUGUUCCAGGAAAAGAAGCAGGAAGUACAAGCUGCAAUUUUAAGAGUUGAUCAGCUUAGCCAGCAACUGGAAGAUUUAAAAAAAGGAAAGCUGAAUGGAUUCCAGUCCUACAACGGCAAGUGGACGGGGCCAGCAGCUGUGGAGUUAAAAAGACUGUACCAGGAGCUGCAGAUCCGUAACCAGCUUAACCAGGAACAGAAUUCAAAACUCCAGCAGCAGAAGGAACUUUUAAAUAAGCGCAACAUGGAGGUGGCCAUGAUGGACAAACGAAUCAGUGAGCUGCGUGAACGUCUUUAUGGGAAGAAAAUUCAGCUGAACCGUGUGAAUGGCACGGCAUCGCCGCAGUCAGCCCUGAACAUGCCUGGCAGGGUCGCCGCCGUGGGGCCUUACAUCCAGGUGCCCAGCGCGGGCAGCGCCUCCGUCCCAGGGGACCCUGCGAAGCCCCCGUCUCUGACUGUUGCCUCAGGAGCUGUGCAUGGAAGAGCCAAGCCCGAUGGUCCUGGUAAGCCCAGAGUGACCAGUUCAUGGACCGUGUCAGACCUCGACGUCGGGCCCCACCACGGCCCCCCACAGCACUCCGCAAGCCCGUCUGUAAACUGUGUGUCUCUGACAGCUAAUGAUGGAAACUGGCCGACAUUGAAACAGGGUUCUAGCCCUUCGGCGAAACCAGUGCAGCUAGCCAGCGCAGGCCGGAAGGACUCAGGUGUGGAGGCGGCUUUAAAACAGGGGCCUGUCUCAAGCCAGCCUCUGCCCUCGGGAGCGUUAGGGGCCACCGAGAAGCUGGGCCCUGAGAUGGGGAAAGUGCCACCAGCCCUUCCUGGUGUGAGUAAGCAGCUGCCUCCAAGCUAUGGGACGUAUCCAAGUCCUACUCCUUUGGGUCCGGGGUCGACAAAUUCCCUGGAGAGGAGGAAAGAGGGCAGCUUGCCCAGAGCCGGAGCAGGCCUGCCAAGUCGACAGAAACCUGCCCCACUGCCGCCAGGAGGCAGUGUGCCCCAGCCGGGUUCCUCGCAGCAGAUCCAGCAGAGGGUCUCCGUGCCACCAAGCCCCCCCUGCCCUCCGGUGGGGCCACCUGCCUUUCCUGCCGGGGACAGCAAACCUGAGCUCCCCCUGACUGUGGCCAUCAGGCCCUUCCUGGCUGAUAAAGGGUCCCGGCCACAGUCUCCCCGGAAAGGACCCCAGACAGUGAACUCAAGCUCCAUCUACUCCGUGUACCUACAGCAGACCGCCCCCCCAAAGAAUUACCAGCCGGCAGCGCACAGCACCUUGAAUAAGUCGGUUAAAGCAGUGUACGGUAAGCCUGUUUUGCCCUCGGGGUCGACGUCCCCGUCACCGCUGCCGUUCCUGCACGGGUCGCUGUCCACAGGCACACCGCAGCCGCAGCCACCUCCAGAGUGUGCUGAGAAAGACCUGGAGCAGGACAGCCCAGCCCCGGCCGGAGACAGCAGCGUGGAGAGCCUCCCGCGGCCUCUGAGCCCCACCAAGCUCACGCCCAUCGUGCACUCGCCGCUGCGCUACCAGAGCGACGCAGACCUCGAGGCCCUGCGCAGGAAGCUGGCCAACGCGCCCCGGCCCCUGAAGAAGCGCAGCUCCAUCACGGAGCCCGAGGGCCCCGGCGGGCCCAACAUCCAGAAGCUGCUGUACCAGCGCUUCAACACGCUGGCUGGCGGCAUGGAGGGCACGCCCUUCUACCAGCCUGGCACCGCACAGGACUUCACGGGCACUCUGGCUGACGUGGACAACGGCAAUGCCAAUGCCAACGGGAACCUGGGGAGCCCCGCCUCUGCCCGGCCCACUGCCCCGCUCCCGGUCGGGCUGGCUCCGCCGUCAGAUGCCAAUGACAAUGAGCUCCCGUCCCCUGAGCCCGAGGAGCUCAUCUGUCCCCAGACCACACAGCAAACUGUGGAGCCUGCCGAGGACGCCAACAACAACGUGGCCACUGUCCCCUCCACGGAGCAGACACCCAGUCCCGGGGCUGAGGCCCCCUCCCCAGGGGAAGAGCAGGUGCCCCCAGCACCUCUGCCCCCCGCCAUCCCCACUCCCGCAGCCUCAACGACCAAACGGACCAACCUGAAGAAACCUAACUCCGAGCGGACAGGGCAUGGCCUGAGGGUCAGGUUCAACCCCUUGGCGCUGCUCUUAGAUGCUUCUCUGGAGGGAGAAUUUGAUCUGGUGCAGAGGAUCAUCUACGAGGUGGACGACCCCAGCAAGCCCAACGAUGAAGGCAUCACCCCCCUGCACAACGCAGUCUGUGCCGGCCACCACCACAUUGUGAGGUUUCUGCUGGACUUUGGGGUCAACGUGAACGCGGCCGACAGUGACGGAUGGACGCCACUACACUGCGCUGCCUCCUGCAACAGCGUCCACCUCUGCAAGCAGCUGGUGGAGAGCGGGGCCGCCAUUUUCGCCUCAACCAUUAGUGACAUUGAGACGGCGGCAGACAAGUGUGAAGAGAUGGAGGAAGGCUACAUUCAGUGUUCCCAGUUUCUGUAUGGGCUGCAGGAGAAGCUGGGCACCAUGAACAAGGGCGUGGUGUACGCUCUGUGGGACUACGAGGCCCAGAACAGCGACGAGCUGUCCUUCCACGAAGGGGAUGCCGUCACCAUCCUGCGGCGCAAAGACGAGAGUGAGACCGAGUGGUGGUGGGCUCGCCUCGGGGACCGCGAGGGCUACGUGCCCAAGAACCUGCUGGGGCUGUACCCGCGGAUCAAGCCCCGGCAGCGGACCCUGGCCUGACUCGCCGCCGAGCAGCGGGUGUCGCCGCCACCGGGAGCCAGAGAGGCGGAGCCUGUGGCCUCCCCGGAAGCGGAAGCUGGGUGGCCGGCAGCCCGCGGGAAAGCUGCGGCGGUAGGGGAGCCCGAAACCAGGAGAAGCGCUUGUCCCCAAGACUGAACCUUGCCAAUUACUGUAAAUCCAAAUAAAUACCCAGCUUUCCAUCCUCCACCCGUUGCCAAUUAGAAGCCCUGUAAUUAGCCACGCGGUUGCCAACGAGGACAAAAGCUCCAGCUGGUCCCUGUGCUGUGACUCAUUCAGAUGCCACCCCCCACACACCCCAGAAGCUUCCAGCUGCUGUGAGGCACCCCCCCCAGCACCUCCCUGUGUCAGUGAUGAAAACCGCAGGAACCCCUGUCCUUCCCCACCCUGUUACCAAAGGACCCUGCGUGGACGCCGUGCAGUGACGGUCUAGCCCCUAGCAAGCACCCUGCUGGGCCCAGGGUCCGACUACAGCCCAGACGUGCGCUGGGCAGGGUGGAGACGGUUUAGCUCGUUCGCAGAAUCUCAAUAAAAGCCCCUCGCCGCCUCCCUCACAGCUCUCUGCUGCAGCGUCCACGAUGGUGGGCGAGACACUGGGGGCCGCGCCAAGCCGAGGGCAGGGCGGGGCCACAGCAGCAUCCGGCAGGACCCCCGGGGGGCCCCCCUGGCUGCUCCUGACAACCAAGGGGGAGUUGCCCCUGUCGGCUUUUUAUAACCCAAAGUAUUUUUUGAUGUUACCAUUCAAAACUACCAGAAAGCUAUGCUGGAAGUAAGUGUUUUUUCCUUCAUUAAAUGAUAGGCCCGCAGGCUUUAUUUUCACGAGUCUGCGGGUAACACACGCGUGAGUGUGUGUGCAGCCGCGAGGCAGGCGGUGGUUGGCAGCGUGUAAGCCCCGACAUCUCCUGAGGCAGCCUGCACCCUGUUGGCCAACCCGCGGCCUCGGUGUGUCAGUGUGCACAAUAAACCAGUCUCCGUCGGC
Choloepus didactylus (southern two-toed sloth) is the source of this 4680-nucleotide messenger RNA. It is a transcript of the gene PPP1R13B, whose product is annotated as protein phosphatase 1 regulatory subunit 13B. The transcript is spliced from 19 exons. Gene Ontology annotation, molecular function: transcription factor binding; p53 binding. Gene Ontology annotation, cellular component: nucleus. Gene Ontology annotation, biological process: negative regulation of cell cycle; apoptotic process; regulation of apoptotic process. The coding region runs from base 303 to 3683 and encodes 1126 amino acids. NCBI's taxonomy places the organism in Eukaryota, Metazoa, Chordata, Mammalia, Pilosa, Megalonychidae. The record is from RefSeq and is a predicted model, not a curated record.